Messenger RNA from Cydia fagiglandana, 2662 nucleotides. It is a transcript of the gene Tua2, whose product is annotated as tubulin alpha-1A chain. The transcript has 9 exons. The record is from RefSeq and is a predicted model, not a curated record. Gene Ontology annotation, cellular component: cytoplasm; microtubule. Gene Ontology annotation, molecular function: structural constituent of cytoskeleton; GTP binding. Gene Ontology annotation, biological process: mitotic cell cycle; microtubule cytoskeleton organization. NCBI's taxonomy places the organism in Eukaryota, Metazoa, Arthropoda, Insecta, Lepidoptera, Tortricidae. Bases 75 to 1427 code for a protein of 450 amino acids.
CUGCAUAGCGAGCUCGCCCCGCCACAUACCGUGAUCUUCCGUCUUUCGUUGCACUACCACUUUACCCGGACAACAUGAGGGAAUGCAUCUCAGUCCACAUCGGCCAAGCCGGCGUGCAGAUCGGCAACGCCUGCUGGGAGCUGUACUGUCUCGAGCAUGGCAUCCAGCCCGACGGUCAGAUGCCGUCCGACAAGACCCUGGGCGGUGGAGAUGACUCGUUUAACACCUUCUUCAGUGAAACCGGUGCUGGCAAGCAUGUGCCGAGGGCUGUGUUUGUGGACUUGGAGCCUACUGUUGUCGACGAAGUCCGCACCGGCACCUACCGUCAGCUGUUUCAUCCAGAACAGCUUAUCACUGGCAAGGAGGACGCCGCCAACAACUACGCCAGAGGACACUACACCAUCGGCAAAGAAAUAGUAGAUGUCGUCCUCGACAGGCUCAGGAAGUUAGCUGACCAAUGCACAGGUCUUCAGGGCUUCCUGGUGUUCCACUCGUUCGGUGGCGGCACCGGAUCCGGCUUCACCUCGCUGCUGAUGGAGCGCCUCUCCGUCGACUACGGCAAGAAGUCCAAGCUCGAGUUCUCCAUCUACCCCGCACCUCAGGUGUCAACAGCAGUGGUCGAGCCGUACAACUCUAUCCUGACCACGCACACCACUCUCGAGCACUCGGACUGCGCUUUCAUGGUCGACAACGAGGCCAUCUACGACAUCUGCCGUCGGAACCUGGACAUCGAGCGUCCUACGUACACCAACCUUAACAGGCUGAUCGGACAGAUCGUAUCCUCGAUCACAGCCUCCCUCCGCUUCGACGGCGCGCUCAACGUGGACCUGACGGAGUUCCAGACCAACUUGGUGCCGUACCCGCGCAUUCACUUCCCUCUGGCCACCUACGCUCCCGUCAUCUCGGCGGAGAAGGCGUACCAUGAACAGCUGACGGUUGCCGAAAUCACUAACGCUUGCUUCGAGCCUGCCAACCAGAUGGUGAAAUGCGACCCGCGCCACGGCAAGUACAUGGCGUGCUGCAUGCUGUAUAGGGGAGACGUGGUGCCCAAGGAUGUGAACGCGGCCAUCGCCACCAUCAAGACCAAGAGGACCAUCCAGUUUGUUGACUGGUGCCCCACAGGGUUCAAGGUGGGCAUCAACUACCAGCCGCCGACGGUGGUCCCUGGUGGUGACCUGGCGAAGGUGCAGCGCGCCGUCUGUAUGUUGUCCAACACUACCGCCAUCGCUGAAGCCUGGGCCAGACUUGACCACAAAUUCGACCUGAUGUACGCGAAGCGCGCCUUCGUGCACUGGUACGUGGGGGAGGGUAUGGAGGAGGGAGAGUUCUCGGAGGCACGUGAGGACCUCGCCGCGCUCGAGAAGGACUACGAGGAGGUCGGAGUAGACUCCACUGAGGGGGAGCUUGAUGAGGAGAAUGAGUAUUAAGAGGUUGGGAGGGUUGCCAGAUCAGCCUAGCCAAGGUUACAAUCGCUAUCGCUUCGACAACGAAAAGCUUUAUGUCUCUCACUCUUCCAUAUUAGUGGGACAGUGACAGUUGCGUUUCGAUCGCUACGGAGCGUAAGCGAUUGGCAUCUUGGCUACGCGGCCAGAACAGAAUUAUCUCUAGGUAAAAUGGGUCAUUGAAGGGUUGGGGAGCUACGAUCGUUGCUCCCGAAAUGAACUCCAAAAUUAUGACAGUUAUCUGGCAAUCCUAGUUAGGUGCGUGGGCAUUGACUACCUACACUUUGAGCGAUACGUGACUGUUAAGUGUUAUUACACUUUAUUUAAUUACACAAACGGGUCUACCGCGAUAUAAUUUCAUUGUUUUUACCUUUAAUUCCGACGUUUCAGCUGAGUUGCACCAGCUGUGGUCACGGAAAGACUGACGCCCCAACAAAUGUCAACGGAGAUAUUAAAAAACGCCACUAAACUACCCGAAAUUGGCUGGUGGUGGUGAAUUAGCUGGUGCAACUCAGCUGAAACGUCGGAAUUAAAGGUAAAAACAAUGAAAUUAUAUCGCGGUAGACCCGUUUGUGUAAUUAAAUAUCUGUUAAGUGUUGCCUACAUCUUUAUAAAUUAUACCUGGCCAAUGCCCGUGGUAAUGAUAAAAAACUAGAUACCUACUAGAAAAGAAGAUAUUUGGUAGCAAGACUAAUGCAAUGCAUUAAAUUUCUUUAGACAGUUGGAUUAAAAAUAACUUCCUAAGUUCUAUGGUCUGAAACAAGCUGUAGGCAUAAAAAAAAAGUUGGUCACCAUAGUCAACGCUUAUGAUCCAUAACCUAAACUUUAGUAACAGAGGAGAUUAACUCUAUUAACAAUAAAAAAAAUUAAUGAUCUAAUAAUUGUGGAUCAUUUUUCUUCUAAAUGUUAUUGAGAUUUUUUGAUACAAAUCGUCAAAUUCGCUUUGUUUUCGUCAAUUUAAUAAUUAAGAUAGUAUUAAGACUCGAGCUUGACUGAAACGCUAACAGUGCAAACUUUCGGAAACUAUUUUCAAAUGUAAGUUUAUGUCUGUGUUAUGUUUAACUGCAUUUAUUAAUUGUAACAAACGUGAUAAUAUAAUACCGUGGAUUUAAUAUAGUUUAACGCUAGAACUAACUUAUUUGACUUCUUGAUUAUGUGGUGAGAAUUUUUGUACGUAGGUUUACGGAUGUUUUUAAUGCACAAUAAACAUUUUACACAUU